Molecule: messenger RNA, 1227 nt
Organism: Mycena indigotica
Lineage: Eukaryota; Fungi; Basidiomycota; Agaricomycetes; Agaricales; Mycenaceae
Exons: 7
Coding region: 13-1227 (404 amino acids)
Biological process (GO): transcription by RNA polymerase III
Cellular component (GO): RNA polymerase III complex
Molecular function (GO): DNA binding
Source: RefSeq, a predicted model, not a curated record
CGACCCAUCGUCAUGUCUGACAACGCGUCUGGAUCUACUCCAGGGCCAUCCAAGGCCAUUGCCAGCCUCGCAAAAAAGCCAACGGAUGUCACACGGCAAGGUACACAAAAACUCAAGUUCACGCCUGUACUGCCUACUCGUCGAGCCAAAAAAGAAGAAGUAAAAACUGAACCGACACCUGCUGCUAUACCUCAGACUUCAGAACGUGGGCGAGGCAGGGGUAGAGGCGGCGAUGGGAGACGUAGAGGCCGGGGAGGGCCAAGACCAGCGGUGGAAAUGACGGCGAGCGGUCCAUUUGCUAUGGGGCCUGCAUUGGCGGGCAACAAUGCUCGACGAUCAAUUCCCCGUUCUAAUUUCGCAACCCCUGCUCCAACUACCGAUAGGUCCCAGCUUGGUGCCGGUCUUAGGCGUAUUGGACCCCCAUCUGUCAAGAAAGAUCCUGACGCAAAAGACCAAGUUAAGCCGCCCGACGCAGAUGAAGAAGAAGUGUACUCAGAACCAGAUGAGGGUGUAGAGAUUGUUGACAUGGAGGAUGUCAGGCAGAUGGACUGGAUGGCCCCCGAGAGCCUUCGGAGAGAACGCCGUCAUGCUAAAAAGAAGGUUAAGAAGGAGGAGCCUACAGAUGUCAGCAUUGACCCAGCUGUCGCUGAGAUCGACGCUGCCAAUGCGCUUGAUCUCAGUGAGAGUGAGGAGGAAGAGGAGUUUGAGGACCUGGUCGAACAUUUUGCGCAACAAGAAACGAUGGUUGAUUCCGAAACUACCCUCCGAGAAGAAAGACUAUAUUUUUUCCAGUUCCCCAGCUCCUUCCCAACCUUUUUUUCGACUGCUGUCAGUGCACCCGAGCCGAACCCACCAGACCCGCAGCCAGAGAGCAAAGGCAAGAGAGUGUCUUUCGCAGAUGAUACCAAGCCUGGUGCUGAUCCUGCCCCGUCGGAGACCCCUUCAGAGAAAUCCUCUGUGGUCGACGGAAUUAUUGGCAGUCUCGAGGUCUACCGUAGUGGUGCGGUCAAGAUGCGACUCCAAAACGGCAUACUUAUGGACGUCACUGCUGCAACGCAACCCUCUUUCCUCCAACAUGCAGUGUCGUUAGACAUUCCCCAGAAGAAACUGACUAUACUUGGAGAAGUAAACAAACGCUUCGUUGCAUCACCUGACAUCGAGACAUUGCUCACUGCGAUGGAGAUUUCAGAACGACGACCACCAGUUGAGGCUAUGGACAUAACAUGA